AUGAUUCUACGAAGCUCUUCGCCUCUCCUCAUCUCCCUGUCCCUUCUCCUUUUGCAAGCAUCAUGGUUGACGGGACCCGCCUCCGCAAAGAAAGAUGCUCCACGCAUCACCAAAUCCAAACUCGAUAACCCUCCCGCAGCCCCACCUCUUUACUUCGAAGAUUCAGAUGUCAUACUUAUACUUGAUAACGCUGGAAACGUAAUAAGAUCAGAGGAUGCAGGCGAGGAGUGGGGCGUGAUUGACGAUGUUCCGGAAGGACGAGCAUUGGAUCUGGUGCUGCACCCCUACAACAACGAGAUGGCAUACGUAUGGGGCAAAGAGACUACACACUGGAUAACCGACGAUCGGGGCAAAUCAUGGCGGAGUUUUGAUAUAGAAGGGUACCCUGUCCCAUUUCGACCGCCCUUCAGCUUCCAUGCGGCAGACAGCGACAAGGUGAUUGUCAAUAUCUGUACUGAACCGUUUGUGUGCGAUGAGAUGGCUUACUACACGAAAGACGCCUUCAAGACUCCUCCCAUAGAGAUGAGGCAGGACACCAGGAGCUGCGUAUUUGCUAGGUCAACGCCGCAGUUCCAAACAAGUGCAGAUGACAAGAACGACGACCGAGUGGUCUGCGUUGUGAAGGGACGGUAUGCGAGUAUUUGGUCAACGAGAGACAACCGGCUGGUGGUCUCAGAUGAUUACUUCAAGGACGAGGAGGAGGAGCCGGUUCUGGAAGGUGACCGUACUGUUCAAGGGAUCAUCAACAUCGCUGUCGUGAAGGGCUUUUUGGUCGCCGCUGCAAGUGCUAAAGGUACGGAUGAGCUGGCGAUGUAUGUGACGGAUGACGCGCAAACUUGGCACAGAGCUGUGUUCCCCAUCGAUCAUAAGUUGGAGGAAGAUGCCUACACAAUCCUAGAGAGUACCAAUUAUAGCAUUCAGGUGGAUGUCAUGACUACAUCCCCGAUCAAUGCUAUGGGGGUUCUCUUUACGAGUAACUCGAACGGAACCUACUUCACCCGGAAUAUUGAGCAUACAAAUAGGAACUACAAGGGCAUCGUGGACUUUGAGAAGAUCGCGGGUAUCCAGGGGAUCGUGAUGGUCAAUGUAGUGGACAACUGGGAGGACGUGGAACAGUCGCCCCUUGCUCAGAAGAAGAUCAAGAGCAAGAUCAGCUUUGACGAUGGGAGGAAAUUCCAGUCACUCACCACAGACGACGACGACGAGAUACACCUCCACUCUGUGUCACAAAUGACCAACUCGGGCAGAGUAUUUUCAAGUCUGGCGCCAGGGCUUGUCAUGGGAAUUGGCAACAGAGGCAAAUACCUCAAGGAUUACGAAGAAUGUGACCUCUAUGUCUCCGACGACGCCGGCUUGACCUGGCGGUUAGCAGUGAAAGAAGCUCACAAAUAUGAAUUUGGUGACAGAGGUUCGGUAUUACUGGCUAUCUAUGACGAGGGUCCCACAGACACCAUUCAGUAUUCUCUCGAUCAUGGUAAAUCCUGGGAGAAGGCAGACCUCGGUGACAAAGUUCGUGCCAAGCUACUCACGACCACGCCCGACUCUACCAGUCUCAAAUUCUUCCUCAUGGCUACUACCGGCGGAGGAUCAGAUCUGGAGCAUAUGGCAAUCGCUAUUGAUUUUGCUGAGCUUCAUGAACGAAAAUGCAAGGACAAUGACUUCGACCGGUGGCCUGCGCGCGUGGACGAGAACGGAGACCCGACUUGUAUCAUGGGCCACAAACAAUGGUACCGCAGACGCAAGGCCGAUGCCGAUUGUUUCGUAGAUCAAGAGUUCAAGGACCCUGUACCAGAGUUCGAGCCUUGCGCUUGCGCUAAUGAGGAUUUCGAAUGUGACUACAACUUCGUUCCCAGCGACGAUGGAAGCGAGUGCAUUCCGGCUGGAACUUUGCCAGUGCCUAAAGAUCAGUGCGAUGGUUCAGAUGCCAAAUACAUGGGCAGCUCUGGCUUCAGGCUUAUUCCUGGCAACGACUGCGAUCGAGAAGCCAAGGGUGCUGUCGCGUUGGACGAAGAAGUAGAGCGGUCUUGCGACGAUACCAUCAGGCCACCCGCAAGUGGAAAAAUAGCAAAAGAGCUCUCAACUUUCCGUGCAAGACGCUUCGAAGAGUACUUCUACUUGGAGAGGACUGACAGGAGUACGGGUACCGACGAGACCAUUGUCAUGCGGACUGACGACCGUAAGGUUUAUAUUACUACCGAUGCUGGUAAGACCUGGGAUCAGAUUCUCGAGGAUGAAGAGAUCACGGCCAUUUACCCUCACCAAUAUUUCAAUGAUGUGGUAUACUUCCUUACCGGCAGCAAGAAAGUAUUCUACUCCGUCAAUAGAGGGGUCACUAUUGGCCAUUUCGAAGCCCCAGCCGAGCCCACUCGAGACAAGCUUCAGAUCCUGAGCUUCCAUGCUGACUAUAAAGACUGGCUCAUUUGGACUGGUGCGGUGGACUGCGAUGGAUCUAGCAAGAGCAAUUGCCAUAAUGUUGCCUUCUUCAGUGAAGACAGAGGUGCCACUUGGGACCAUAGAUUGCGUUAUGUCAACAAGUGCGAGUUCAUCAAGAAGGAAGGCCGUGGAGGUAACGAGAAGCUCGUGUACUGCGAGCAGUACCAAGACGAGAAGCCGGACAACCCUCUGCAGCUGAAGUGGAGCGACAACUGGUUCGCAGACGAUCACAAGCCAUUCAACGAUAUCAUAGAUUUUGCCACCAUGUCUGAAUUCAUCGUUGUAGCUGCCAGACGGGAAGAUGACCGUGACGCUCUUACAUGCCAUACCAGCGUGGAUGGCAAGACGUUCGCCGACGCAAGAUUUCCGCCGAGCUUUGAGGUGCCUGCUCAGAAGGCUUACACGGUGCUGGAUAGCUCUACACACGCCGUCUUCUUGCAUGUAACGGUCAAUAACCGCGAAGAGUCUGAGUAUGGUUCAAUCAUCAAGAGUAACAGCAACGGCACAUCCUAUGUCAUGAGUCUCAAUGGCGUCAACAGAAAUGGUCGGGGAUAUGUCGAUUUUGAGAAGAUGCUUGGCCUCGAGGGAGUCAUUUUGGUCAAUACUGUUGCCAACAUCGACGAGGCCGAUCAGGGUAAAUCCAAAAAGCUGAGAACCAUGAUUACGCAUAACGAUGGUGCUCAAUGGGCACCUUUGCAAGCCCCAUCUAAAGACGCUGAGGGUCGUAAAUACGAGUGCGAUCCUAAGGACACCUUGAAAUGUUCUCUGCAUCUUCACAGCUACACCGAGCGCCGGGAUCCGCGUGCUACAUUCUCGUCUCCGUCAGCCAUUGGUUUGAUGAUGGGUGUCGGUAAUGUUGGCCAGUAUCUGGGCAGGAAACCUGAUGCAGACACUUUCAUCACUCGAGAUGGUGGCGUUGAAUGGUACCCUGUCAAGAAAGGCAACUACAUGUGGGAGUACGGCGACCAGGGUUCAAUCAUCGUCAUUGUUGAAGAGGAUGUUGCCACUCGAUCUGUUUUCUAUUCUCUGAACGAAGGCAUCAACUGGCAAGAAUAUGUCUUCGCAGACGCCGACUUCACUGUUGCGGCCAUCUCUACUGUUCCCUCUGACAAGUCACGGAAUUUCAUUCUGUGGGGUAAAGAAAGCGCAAGUGGCAGCAACGUUGCUACCGUCAAUCUUGACUUUACAGGCUUGACGGACAAGCAAUGUGAAUUGGACGAGAAGAAUCCAGAGAAGGGUGACUACCUCCUCUGGGAACCCAAGCAUCCUACUCAGAAAGACAACUGCCUAUUUGGACAUGUUGCGCAAUACCACCGCAAAAGACCUGAAGCCGAAUGUUAUAACGGGUUAGACAUACAACAUCUGCACAGCAUCUCCCGAAACUGCGAUUGCACGAGGGAGGAUUUUGAAUGUGACUACAACUACGAGGUCGGCAAUGACGGCUCCUGCCAACUCGUCCCUGGUCUACCGCCCCCCGACCACAGCCAAGCUUGUGUCGAAAACCCGGAAUUAUUGUCCUAUUUCACUCCCACAGGCUAUCGCCGCACUCCACUCGACACUUGCAAAGGCGGCCAGGAACUAGAGUACACGUCAAAAGAAAUACCCUGCGAAGGCCAUGAAGGCGACUUCGACCGUGAACAGCGCAAGAAAGGUCUCAGCGGGUUCUGGUUCUUCGCGCUGGUAUUCGUCUUACCGGUUGUCAUCGCAGGAGGAGCCGGGUAUUGGGUCUGGGCUAAUUGGGAUGGCAAAUUUGGACGUAUCAGGCUUGGAGAUUCAGGCAGUGCGUUUGAUGCAGACAAGCCAUGGAUCGCAUGGCCAAUUACGGCGGUCAGUGCUGUGGUUGCUGUGGUAGCUACGUUGCCGCUUCUGCUCGCGAGCGCGUGGAGAGGGAUUACCGGGUUGUUUGGAAGUGGAAGGACGUAUACGCAACGGAGCGAUUUUGCGAGAGGGGGAAGAUACGCAGUUGUUGACCCAGAUGAGGACGAGUUGUUAGGAGAUGAUGAGGAGGAAGAAGUGUAG
Letharia columbiana is the source of this 4452-nucleotide messenger RNA. RefSeq lists its product as uncharacterized. Gene Ontology annotation, molecular function: protein binding. Bases 1 to 4452 code for a protein of 1483 amino acids. Gene Ontology annotation, biological process: Golgi to endosome transport; Golgi to vacuole transport; protein targeting to vacuole. The record is from RefSeq and is a predicted model, not a curated record. Gene Ontology annotation, cellular component: Golgi apparatus; membrane. The transcript is spliced from 2 exons. Lineage: Eukaryota; Fungi; Ascomycota; Lecanoromycetes; Lecanorales; Parmeliaceae.